CACAGAACUGCAAGACUACAAUCAAGUUUGCAAAGCGAGUCUGAAGAAUAGCCAAUCACAUUCGUGCGCUGUGUCACAUGGCAUUUUUAACCAAUUACAGCGCAGCAGAGUGAUGUCGUGGUAGGGUGCAUGCCGCAACUGGCAGCUGUUUGCCGUUGCUAAUGUCUCCGGGGUUUUUAACCUGUUAAAUUUCACAUUUUUAAGUUGUUAACUUGCCUAUGACACAACACAAAGUUGGUCCGUCGGCACGCGGGGUUUAAAGGUGAUGAAAAGGCUUAAAAAGAAGAAACAAAACGCCGGGUUUGGGGUGAAUGAGAAUGGAGCUUCCACCAGAGAACAAGACUAUGGGAGGAAGCAGAAGUUGGCUGAGAUCCAUCAGGCUUUGAUCAGUGAUCCAGUAGACAUUGAGACCCUGAGGAGAACAGCAGCCAGCAAAGGAGGACUUCUCACUGAUGAACUUCGAAGGAAAGUGUGGCCCAAACUAUUGAACAUCAAUGUCUAUGAUCUCCCACAUAAACCUGGUCGAAAUGUAAGGGAGGACCACAAGGACUACAACCAGGUAGUCCUGGAUGUCAGGAGGUCCAUGAAGAGGUUCCCUAAAGGUAUGCCAGCCUUAGAGAGAACUGUUCUUCAGGACCAACUAAUUGACAUCAUCCUGCAAGUUUUAAAACGCAACCCUCAGCUUCAUUAUUAUCAGGGCUACCAUGAUGUGGCUGUCACUCUGCUGCUGGUGGCUGGGGAACGAAUGGCCAUUGCCAUGUUGGACACGCUCUCCAAAUUUCACCUCAGGGAUUUCAUGGAUCCUACCAUGGACAGCACCAAACACAUCUUAAACUACCUGAUGCCGAUACUGGAACAAGUUGAUCCAGAACUGCAUGACUUCAUGAUCAGAUCGGAGGUGGGAACCAUCUUCGCCCUGUCCUGGCUCAUCACAUGGUACGGUCACGUCCUAUCAGAGUUCAAACACACCCUCAGACUCUAUGACUUCUUCCUGGCUUCACACCCUCUGAUGCCCAUCUACCUUGCUGCCACGAUCGUCUUGCACAGAGAGAAGGAGGUGAAGCAGACCGAGUGUGACAUGGCCAUGGUCCAUCACCUCCUUUCACGCAUCCCUCAGGAUCUCCCCUAUGACCUUCUGAUUGCUCAGUCCUUGCAACUUUUCAGCCAGUAUCCCCCUUCAUUACUGGCCAAGCGGGCAGCACUGCAGUCUCGCAAGAGUCUGUCCAUCAGCACCUUCCAUGCGUUUCAGCUCUCCACUCUCCACCAGAGGCCAGACUCAGUUCUCCAACGCCUCACCAAGGCCCAGGGCUCCACCACCUCCAGACAUGCCUCCCAACGCUCAGGCCUGGAAGCAGCUUUACCCGGGGGCCGAGGCCAGCUGUGGGGGAAGGGGAACAGGAUGGUGAAGAUGGCAGUGUGGGGGCUCUCUGCUACACUCGGGGCGGCUGUGUUCGCUGUGGCUCAGACUGCCAUGGACUGGGGACCUGAUAUGUUACUACAGCUGUUCUGACAGUGGCAGUGGAAGCAUAGACUGUUAGAAACGGAAUGACACAUGAUGACUUACACCUGCUCUCAUUAUGGAUUUGUAAUUUACAUACAACUAUGCUAAAGCACAGACAGUGAACACUUUAAGUUCGUCUCGUGCAGAGAGGAUGGUCAGGAAAAGCAGCAGCAGGAGGGGAGGUUGGUUAUCAUGGUGUUGAACAGGUUGUUGCCACUCAACCACAAGGAACAUAUGCUAACCACUAGUCAGCCUUUAGGUUGCGUGUGCACAUGUGUGCGAGUGUGUGUGUGUGUGCAUUUAAGCGAGCGAGUUUAUGGUUUUUAUGUUACCACUAAUACCACGUGUCAGCAUGGAUGAAGACCAGACUUUUGGACAAGUGGUAAGAAAGCUCCAGGGCCUUUUAUUAGCAUUUCUCAUGCAUGGUCACUCAAGCUAUUCGUCAAUAAGUUUUGAGAAAAAAUAUCUCAUGAGUCACUAAACAGUCACAGAAACACAAAGUGAUAACAAAUCAAUGCAAAAAAAGAACAAA
Solea senegalensis (Senegalese sole) is the source of this 2033-nucleotide messenger RNA. RefSeq lists its product as uncharacterized. Gene Ontology annotation, cellular component: endoplasmic reticulum membrane. Gene Ontology annotation, biological process: endoplasmic reticulum to Golgi vesicle-mediated transport; positive regulation of GTPase activity. Gene Ontology annotation, molecular function: GTPase activator activity. Lineage: Eukaryota; Metazoa; Chordata; Actinopteri; Pleuronectiformes; Soleidae. The record is from RefSeq and is a predicted model, not a curated record. The transcript has 10 exons. Bases 266 to 1510 code for a protein of 414 amino acids.